Oncorhynchus kisutch (coho salmon) is the source of this 2936-nucleotide messenger RNA. It is a transcript of the gene cat, whose product is annotated as catalase. The record is from RefSeq and is a predicted model, not a curated record. Gene Ontology annotation, molecular function: catalase activity; heme binding. Gene Ontology annotation, biological process: response to hydrogen peroxide; hydrogen peroxide catabolic process. NCBI's taxonomy places the organism in Eukaryota, Metazoa, Chordata, Actinopteri, Salmoniformes, Salmonidae. The coding region runs from base 113 to 1687 and encodes 524 amino acids. Gene Ontology annotation, cellular component: cytoplasm; mitochondrion; peroxisome. The transcript has 11 exons.
CCCGUUAGCCAAGGAGGAGGAGCCAAGCCGUACAAAGUACAUCAACUCUGCUAUUUAGCUGGCAAGCAUAUCCAUUUUUCACGCAUUUGUGGUUUAAAGUUUUACCUUCACGAUGGCUGAUUAUAGAGGGAAAGCAACCGAUCAAAUGAAGCUAUGGAAAGAGGGCCGAAGCGCUCAGAGGCCAGACACCCUGACCACAGGGGCUGGUCACCCGGUAGGGGACAAGCUGAAUAUAAUGACCACAGGUCCCCAGGGGCCCCUCCUGGUGCAGGACACUCCGUUCAUAGAUGAGAUGUCACACUUCGACCGUGAGCGCAUCCCAGAGAGGGUGGUGCACGCCAAGGGAGGCGGAGCGUUCGGGUACUUUGAGGUGACACAUGACAUCUCUCGCUACUGCAAGGCCAAGGUGUUUGAGCAUGUGGGAAAGACAACACCUAUCGCCGUCCGCUUCUCCACCGUGGCUGGGGAAUCGGGCUCAGCCGACACAGUGAGAGACCCACGUGGCUUUGCAGUCAAGUUCUACACUGACGAGGGCAACUGGGACCUUACUGGCAACAACACCCCCAUAUUCUUUAUCAGGGACGCUAUGCUGUUCCCAUCCUUUAUCCACUCUCAGAAGCGCAACCCCCAGACUCACCUAAAGGACCCAGACAUGGUGUGGGACUUCUGGAGCCUGCGGCCUGAGUGUAUGCAUCAGGUGUCCUUCCUGUUCAGUGACCGUGGUCUGCCUGACGGCUUCCGCCACAUGAACGGCUACGGCUCCCACACCUUCAAGCUGGUCAACGCAGAGGGUCAGCCCGUCUACUGCAAGUUCCAUUACAAGACCGACCAAGGCAUCAAGAACAUGAAACCUGAGGAUGCCGAGCACCUGGCUUCCACCGACCCGGACUACGCCAUCCGAGACCUUUACACCUCCAUCGCCAACGGCAACUUCCCCUCCUGGUCCUUUUACAUCCAGGUCAUGACCUUUGAGCAGGCAGAGAAGUUCCAGUGGAACCCCUUUGACCUGACCAAGGUGUGGUCUCACGAGGAGUACCCCCUCAUUCCUGUGGGGAGGUUGGUGCUCAACAGAAACCCUGCCAACUACUUUGCUGAGAUCGAGCAGCUAGCCUUUGACCCCAGCAACAUGCCUCCAGGCAUCGAGCCCAGCCCUGACAAGAUGCUGCAGGGGCGUCUGUUCUCCUACCCAGACACGCACCGGCACCGGCUGGGCGCCAACUACCUGCAGCUGCCCGUCAACUGCCCCUUCAGGACCCGUGUGGCCAACUACCAGCGAGACGGGCCCAUGUGCAUGUUGGACAACCAGGCUGGCGCUCCCAACUACUUCCCCAACAGCUUCAGUGCUCCAGAGACCCAACCCCAGCACGUGGAGACCAGGUUUAAGGUGUCCCCAGAUGUGGGCCGCUACAACAGUACUGACGACGAUAACGUCACACAGGUGCGUACCUUCUUCACUAAGGUGCUGAACGAGGAGGAGCGCCAGAGGCUUUGUCAGAAUAUGGCUGGUGCCCUGAAGGGAGCCCAAGUCUUCAUCCAGAAACGCUGGGUUCAGAACCUGAUGGCUGUGCAUGCAGACUAUGGAAACGGGGUCCAGGCCCUACUCAACAAUGCUGAGCCCAAGAAGGACGCUGUGAGAGUGUAUACCCGUGGAGGUGCAGCUGCCAUCACUGCCUCCUCCAAGAUGUGAUGCCUUAACUUCCACCUGGGGGGCAGUUCUACCUUUUGCGCUUACCAGCCUGCUAUCCAAGAUCCUACUUCUAACCGUCCUUGAAUGCGAUAGCUAAUGAAAUGGGAAAUGAUCAUAUUUUAAUUUUCCUCAGGCUGCUUACAACAAUGUUCUAACGUGUUUCCUGUCCAUUUUGCCAAAGUUCACACAGAAAUGUAUGUAGUCAGACUGCAGCCCUAUGGAAGAAGAUCUGUCCCCAAACUACAUCUGUCAAAUAUACAGGUCUGCUGUCUGAAAUGUUCAUGCCAUUUUCAGUAUAGUGAUCCAUCUCUUCCCAAUUAAGUAUCGUUUGUGUGUCCGUGUUUCAUCGAAGCCCUGAUAGUUAGCUUAAUAGAGGUAUCUGUUAGCCUAUAUGCAAAAAAUGACAUUUAUCCUAGUUAAACAAACCACCAAUGUUUUUGAAUGAGAUUCAUAAUUAUUUUGCAGUUUAAGCUUAAGUUCUCUUCAAAAGUGUUCCUGUGUUAAGGCCUACACCAUUUUCCUUGUUUAUAUUUAUAGUUGCCGGCCAUCGAUCGGUGAGAGUGACUGUGAUUGAGUCAUGAAAGAAUGUUUAAGUCAUCGUCCUCGCAGCCAAACCAACACAGCAGUGCCUUUUUGAUUAGAAACGUAUCCAUAGUCACCAUGGCAUUUUAAAGGGUUUGCAAUGACUUUUAUGAAUAAUCUCAUGUACCAAAUGUCUUCUGUAUAUUAGUGUUUUUUGUGUACAUACUCUGAAUCAUUAAAGGGUCUGGGUUGAAUUAGGGCUGGGGAAACAAGAACCACUACUGUUUACUGAGGAAAAAUCUUAGUCCUUAUCCCUUCUCACAAAUCUCCCUAUGCAUUUUCUAUGUUCCAGCUGAGCCCUGGGCUGUUAGUGUUUCUGUGCUAGGUAGCAUUCCCCAUCAUAUCGCCUGUCUGAAGUGAGUUGUUAUAUUAAUAUGCAAUUGUGAACUUUGAACCACAAAAGAAGAUGCAUUAUUGAGUGCUUGAUCUUUCAAUUUAUGCUAAUAUAUCCAACGGCAAUGCUAUAUGUGUGGUUUUAGUGUGUCUGGUUUAAAGUAGUCCUAUCUUAACUACAGGGUAUGCACACUUUAGUUCUAACGCAGGACUCCAGCUGAUUCUACUCAUCGAGCCCUUGACUUGUUGGUAGAGGAGUGUUUUCUACUGGGCUGGAACAAAAGGAACAGCGUUGAAUAACCAUAGUCCUUUGUAAAUACAUUGAGGAUUUUCA